This is a messenger RNA of Oppiella nova, 453 nucleotides long. The record is from the annotation of a GenBank genome assembly. NCBI's taxonomy places the organism in Eukaryota, Metazoa, Arthropoda, Arachnida, Sarcoptiformes, Oppiidae.
AUGACGCUCAGACACCCUUAUAGUGCCACACCUGCCCUCCUCUUCCAACAGAAACUGAACUCAAACCGACUGUCCGGUGAUCUCAUGGCCCGACACUGCAGUUUUACAGAUAUGCAACCUCCCGCCGAUUUAUUUGCCAAAAUAGGCUGUCCAGUAUGCCCGGGGAGGUAUAUGUAUGAGUGUACAGAAGGUUUGAAAUGCUUGGUACAAUACUAUAGCGCAACUUCCUAUCAUCCCGGGGGUAGUUGUCGUAUGGGCUCAAUAGACAGACCCGAUGUUGUGGUCGACCCACAGUUGAGGGUUAAAAAUGUGAAAAACCUUAGGGUUUGUGAUUCAUCGAUAUUCCCAACGAUUCCCAACUCCAACACCGCGGCCCCCACUAUAACUGUGGGCUAUAAAUGCGCCCAAUUUAUCAAACAGAUAAUCCAGAUCAAUAUGAUAAAUAGUUUGUGA